AUGGUGCAGGUAGAGGAGCCGCAGGACUACGUCGACGUGCUUCAGUCCCACCGUGGCGGGUUCAGCUUUGAGAAUUGCAAGAGAAAUGCGUACUUGGCAGCUCAGGCAGGAAUCAAGCCGCCCACCGCCAUGAAGUCCGGCACCACAAUCUGUGGCAUCGUUGUUAAGGAUGCAGUGAUCCUAGCGGCUGACACCCGAGCAACCAACGGGCCCAUGGUCGCAGACAAGAACUGCGAGAAGCUUCACUACAUCGCAAAGAACAUCUACUGUGCGGGCGCCGGCACCGCAGCGGACUUGCAGCACACCACGGAAAUGAUGGAGUCGCAGAUUGAGCUGCUGCGCAUGGCCACAGGUACUCAGCCGCGAGUCUGCACGGUCGUGAAACGAUUGAGCUCGAUGCUCUUCAAGUACCAGGGCUACAUCGGAUGUGCCUUAGUCCUAGGAGGAUUUGAUGUCACUGGGCCGCACCUGUACCAGAUCUACCCCCACGGAUCCACAGACAAGCUUCCAUUCACCACGAUGGGCAGUGGUUCCUUAGCCGCGAUGGCGAUCAUGGAAGCCGAGUACAACGAGAAUAUGAGCAUCGAGGAGGGCAAGAAACUAGUAGCCAAAGCAAUUCGCUCAGGCAUCUUCAAUGACCUGGGGUCCGGAGGCAAUGUCGACGUGUGUGUGAUCACCAAGGAUGCAGGCGGCAACAUUCUGAGGAACUACGAGAAGCCGAACGAGAGAAAGUUCCGCGCUCAGCACAAGGCCUUCCCCAAGGGCACCACGCCUGUGAUCAAAGAGACGAUCAUGAAGCUUGUGUCGGUUGAGACGGACGUCGUCAUGCGGGACUGA
Symbiodinium pilosum is the source of this 837-nucleotide messenger RNA. Lineage: Eukaryota; Dinophyceae; Suessiales; Symbiodiniaceae. The record is from the annotation of a GenBank genome assembly.